UCACGGUAGGUUGAGCCCACUGAGGUCCAUAGAAAUUUGACAGCUUCACAGGUGAGACAACCGUGAAGAGGCUGUUUCACUUUGCUUUUCACUUUCCCUCCGGAUCACUAUUUACUGUGAGCCUGGGGUUGUCACACUCAAAAAACAACCAUUCAAAGUCUAAUCAUUCCGGAAGUAUGAGCAAAAAGAAAAAGGACUGGAAGAAUGAGAAAGAGAGGCUGCUCCGUCUAGAUCGAGAGGAAAGGCGCAAGGAGUACCGUCGCCAGGACUACAUCUCCCUGGACAAGAUCCCAACCUGGAGAGAGGAAAACAGCAUUAAUGACAAUGAAGAGGAGGACACUCAGGUGACCAGCGGAGGAGGGCUGUCUGAUAAAGUAUCCCUCUACAAAGGAGACAUCACGCUCCUGGAGGUGGAUGCCAUAGUCAAUGCUGCAAACUCCAGUCUUCUGGGAGGAGGGGGAGUUGACGGGUGCAUACACAAAGCAGCGGGGUCCUGUCUGUUUGACGAGUGCCACUCACUAAACGGCUGUGAAACCGGCAAGGCCAAGAUCACCUGCGGAUACGACCUCCCGGCGAGAUAUGUGAUCCACACCGUAGGCCCAGUGGCCAGAGGUCAUGUGGGCCCCAGUGAGACCAGCGACCUCACCGCCUGCUACCAGAACUCCCUCAGGCUGCUGAAGGAGCACGGACUCAGUACUGUGGCCUUCCCCUGUAUAUCCACCGGCAUCUAUGGUUUUCCCAAUGAGCCUGCUGCCGACAUCGCCCUGAACACAGUGAAGAACUGGAUCGAACAGAAUCCUGAUAAGAUCACACGAGUCAUAUUCUGCGUCUUUCUGGAGACAGACUUCAACAUCUACAAGAAGAAAAUGGCGGUUGUUUUUCAAGACAACGACAUGGAGGCUCCAGAGGAGCAGCAGAAGGACGACACCAUCCCACCAUCACCCACAUCCACACCUAAGGAGGAGGAGGAGGAAGCCAACAGGGGUGCUGAUGAAGCUGGUGAUGAAGAGGAGGACACCAAUGAUGCUGAGGCCAAUGCGGACGUGGAUAUGAUGAGCCAAACCCAAGAUGAAGAAAUGGGCGCUGAUGAACCAAACCCAGAGGAAAACCAGGAACAAGAUGUGAAGCAAGGCAAAGGCAAAGAUGCAAGCGCUGGAAAUAACAAAGAUGAAGACACAGAUGCUGCUAAAAGCCAAGAAAAAGCCAAGGAAGAGGAGACUGAAGCAAAACCAGAGCAGGAGGCUGAGGGAGAUGUGGAGAUGAAUACACAGACAUUAACUGUAGAGGUGGAAGAUGAUUCUAACAUCAAUGAAUCCGGCACCAGCAACGUAGAUAUGAAGGAGGAAGUUAAGACUCAACCGGAUUUGAAUGCUACUGACAACUCGCAGUCCAAAGACACUGACCAUGAGAAGAAAGAUUGACCAGCUGAGGGGCAGACAAUCAACCUCAUCUGACAGCCAGCAAACUGUGUGCACCCCCAGAGCCCGUGUACAGGGCAGCUCUGGCACCGACUAGAGCAAAACCAGUUACCCACCAUGCUCACAUCCCACUUUGAUUUGCCUUUUCUCUUUAUUCAAACAUUAGACUCACCCCAAAACAAUGUAUGUAUAUGUAUCUAUGUAUUAAUGUACAUACUGAACCUAUAGGACUUGAACAUAUCAACCAGACGAUGAGCCAUACCUCACUGUGUGUUAGCCGUUCACCAUUAACAUAUGCUGUGUGUCUGAGAGAGAGAGAGAAACAGGUCCUUUUGAUUUCACAUCUUCAAUUCAAUACAUCAACAUCAGAUUUUGUUUUUAUAACUUUGACAAUAUAAAAAAAAUAAUGCCACCUGUUAUAGUCACUACCUGAACGUGCUGUGAAUUAACUUUAUAGCUAUUCUGGUGGAGGGUGCACCAGUUACUUGUCGCUAUGAAGAUGUUAUUGCUUUGCGAGAAAUGUUUCACAGAAUGGCAUUAAACUGAUAUAUCUUAUAUCAGAUAUCAGCAUAUUUUCAGUUACAUGUGUUUUACCUUGAAAGAGCUCACCCUUCUGCAGAUCUGAGCUGUAAAUUAGCCUGGUGGUGUCACUUGCUUCACUCUGUCUAGAUAGAAAAGUUAAAUACCAUACUGUGAAACAUUUUAGAUAAGUUUUGGAUCCUCAGCCAGAAAAGUUACAUAAUGCAUCUUUAAAUAACUAAACAAUAAAUUAUAAUCAACAGUCAGAAUACUAAUCCAGCUGGUCUACUGCACUUUGAUGCAUUUAAGUGAUCCUGAAAUUUGCAAAUAAUACUAAAAGUAGAUCUAAAAAUGUUCUAAAAAUACUUACAAUGUUGAAUUGUUUUGGAAGCAUAUGGUUUUAAGUAAGAUUACUAUAUCACAGCAGAGGUGGGGGCUUGCAAGUCGUGACUUUGACUUGAGUCAGACUUGUCACUAAUUUUAGGACUUGAGACUGACUUGAUGAAAUGGACUAAGACUUGGGACUCGACUCGUACUUGAAGGUCAGUGACUUGGGACUUGACUUGGAUUUGAUGCCUGCGACUUGAGAAGAAGUGAGAAGCACUUUUACAUCUGAAUUCUUUCUAUUCUGAACGUAAUGAUUCACUCUAAGAUCUUGUCAUUUAAAAAGGAAAAAUCUUAUAUACUCUAUAAAUAUUUAUAUAUAAAUAUACCAUGAAUUUUUAAGUAUAAUUUAGUUUAAGAUUCAUAGAAAUUGCAAAAAUCUAAACUAUAUUUGGUACUUGAAGCUCAAAGCAGAUGACUUGACUUGACUUGGAUUUAGAUGUUAGUGACUCGAGACUCGACUUGGACUUGCCUGGAUUUGACUUGGGACUUGACUCGGACUUGAGGGCAAAGACUUGAGACUUACUUGGGGCUUGUAAAACGACAACUUGGCCCCACCUCUGCUGUAUUCACCAGCUUCACAAGAUGAGUUUUAAAAAAGUACCACUCUCUCUUAAAAAAACGUGCAUCUUUAACACAUAAAUAUAUUAAAUAUUUUUUUAUUCAGUAUUGGAAGCCAAUACUUAGGUCAAAAUAAUUAAAAACAAACUAGCUAAUCGGGGGAAAAAAAAUUAAAUAAAGUAGUAUUUGAUUGAGGUGAUAAUUGGGUUUUCUCAACUUCAAAUACAUUUUACCGUGAUUUAACUCCUGACCCUAAUCCUACAAUAUGGCUCUGAUUCAACUAUUUUAACUUUAACUAUUGUACUCCAUUCUCAAACCUGAAUAGUUCCCACCAUCAUUGCAACUAAACCUCUUCCUUCAUCCAUCAUUGGGCCAGUGCAUGCCAGAAACUUGCUUUCACUUCAACAUAUACAUGAAUUUCUUUGCUUUUUGCUUUUUUCUUCAAACAGAUUGUCUCUACAAAAGGAAUCUGCCUUAUUUCUUAUCAAGGGCGUUGGUCCAAGUAUGAAAUCUUAGAUACAUGCUGAUGAUUUGUAAUUUUACUCAUAAUGGCUAAUACCUACUGUUAAUGGUUUCUUUUUCCUGAAUUUGAAUCCUUUUCUUUUCAACGUUGGUAUGAUUCCUAUAUUAUUUUGAGUGGUGCCAUAGUAAAGAUCGGAUAAAUGACAGUUCUAUGAAAAGAUGCCUUCAUAGUUUGAUGUUUGCUUUGCUAAACUAUAAGAGAAACGCCUAAUAAAGAUUUAAGGUGAAAUACAA
Messenger RNA from Boleophthalmus pectinirostris (great blue-spotted mudskipper), 3638 nucleotides. It is a transcript of the gene macrod2, whose product is annotated as mono-ADP ribosylhydrolase 2. The coding region runs from base 177 to 1421 and encodes 414 amino acids. The transcript has 18 exons. The record is from RefSeq and is a predicted model, not a curated record. Gene Ontology annotation, molecular function: ADP-ribosylglutamate-[protein] hydrolase activity. Gene Ontology annotation, cellular component: nucleoplasm. NCBI's taxonomy places the organism in Eukaryota, Metazoa, Chordata, Actinopteri, Gobiiformes, Gobiidae. Gene Ontology annotation, biological process: purine nucleoside metabolic process; peptidyl-glutamate ADP-deribosylation; DNA damage response.